This is a messenger RNA of Otolemur garnettii (small-eared galago), 1174 nucleotides long. It is a transcript of the gene REEP1, whose product is annotated as receptor accessory protein 1. Bases 126 to 650 code for a protein of 174 amino acids. The record is from RefSeq and is a predicted model, not a curated record. The transcript is spliced from 6 exons. Gene Ontology annotation, biological process: endoplasmic reticulum tubular network organization. NCBI's taxonomy places the organism in Eukaryota, Metazoa, Chordata, Mammalia, Primates, Galagidae. Gene Ontology annotation, molecular function: microtubule binding. Gene Ontology annotation, cellular component: endoplasmic reticulum membrane; cytoplasmic microtubule; endoplasmic reticulum tubular network.
AGUCUGGCUGCGGCGGCGGUGCGCGAACGGACGUGCCGUGAGCGCCGCAGCCGCCCAAGCCGCCAGCAGCCGAGCCGAGCCGUGCCGCGCUGCCCGGGCCGUGCCCGCCCGCCCGCCAUGGUGUCAUGGAUCAUCUCCAGGCUGGUGGUGUCAAAUGGAUGAUGUACUGGAUUAUAUUUGCACUUUUCACCACAGCAGAGACAUUCACAGACAUCUUCCUUUGUUGGUUUCCAUUCUAUUAUGAACUAAAGAUAGCAUUUGUAGCCUGGCUGCUGUCUCCCUACACAAAAGGCUCCAGCCUCCUGUACAGGAAGUUUGUACAUCCCACACUAUCUUCAAAAGAAAAGGAAAUCGAUGAUUGCCUGGUCCAAGCAAAAGACCGAAGUUAUGAUGCCCUUGUGCACUUUGGGAAGCGGGGCUUGAACGUGGCAGCCACGGCGGCAGUGAUGGCCGCUUCCAAGGGACAGGGUGCCUUAUCAGAGAGACUCCGGAGCUUCAGCAUGCAGGACCUCACCACUAUCAGGGGAGACGGCACCCCGGCUCCCUCAGGCCCCCCACCACCGGGGGCUGGGCGGGCCAGUGGCAAACACGGCCAGCCUAAGAUGUCCAGGAGUGCUUCUGAGAGCGCUGGCAGCUCAGGCACCGCCUAGAAUCCCUCGAUAUCGUUUCAGGAAGAAAAGUACCUCAUCCUCGACCACUGAAACCACGUGAGUGAGAUGAGCCAACAGCACCAGAUCCACAGAAUGUUUCUUCUCUGCCUUAAAGAGCUAUUCACUAAUAACACAGAAAUCCACAAGCUGGGUGUGCUUUGAGUGUGCAGCCUCACAGACAUGGCCUUUUCUCUCUCCCCUUCACUUUUAAUAAUUUUUCCCUUUUAUUUUGCUGGGGAGAGGCUAAAGAGAAAAGUAGUGGGGGGGUGCCCUUUAAGUCUUCUGAAGUUAGUGAUUUUCCUCAAUUGGAUUGUCAUGAUAGACAGCAGUGUGUUUUUAGAAAUACAAAAGAAUCACCCUUAUGCUGCUGAGAUGUAUAUUUGUAAUUUAUCUGUUGCAUAAUUAGUUUUUAGUCCUGUAAAUGCAAACAAAGCAAUUUUUAAAAACUUUUUUUUGUUCUUGGUACUAAUACUUUGAACUAUGUUGUACAUAUUUAUGGCUUUGGCUUCAUAUAAUGGACUUGC